Molecule: messenger RNA, 2207 nt
Organism: Rhopalosiphum padi (bird cherry-oat aphid)
Lineage: Eukaryota; Metazoa; Arthropoda; Insecta; Hemiptera; Aphididae
Product: fatty acyl-CoA reductase wat-like
Exons: 9
Coding region: 503-1804 (433 amino acids)
Biological process (GO): long-chain fatty-acyl-CoA metabolic process
Cellular component (GO): peroxisome
Molecular function (GO): alcohol-forming very long-chain fatty acyl-CoA reductase (NADP+) activity
Source: RefSeq, a predicted model, not a curated record
CAGUAGAACCAACAAUCGCCAUUUUUAAUGGCGAUACGUAAAAGAGAAAAAACAAUUCGCGUUUUAAUAAGUUUAGAAUCGAUAUAUCAACAGUGUGGAGGCGUGACUGCAGUGUAACGAUUUUAUUAUUGUUGUAUUUAAAUAAACAAAAAAAAAAAAUUUAAUGAGUAUUACAGAAACAUUUCAGAACGGGAUGGUUUUCGUUACCGGAUGUACGGGGUUUCUGGGGAAAUUACCAACAGAAAAAAUUCUUAAGGACGUGUGACGUGAAGAAUAUUGCGAUUCUUGUUAGAGGUAAAAAUGGUUUAACUGCCAAUCAAAGAGCGGAAAAUAUGUUUAAACAAUCUAAACAUUUCAAAACGGGACGAUUUUCGUUACCGGAUGUACGGGGUUUCUGGGGAAAAUACUCAUAGAAAAAUUGCUAAGGACAUGUGACGUGAAGAAUAUUGCGAUUCUCGUUAGAGAUAAAAAUAGUUUAACUGCCAGUCAAAGAGUGGAAAAUAUGUUUAAACAAUCUAUAUUUGAUGGCCUUAGAAUUGAAAAACCUGACUUUGUGACCAAGAUAAAAAUAAUUGAUGGACAUUUAGAAGAAAACUUAUUAGGAAUUUCAACAGAAAAUCGUGAUUGGUUGAUAAAAAAUGUGAAUUUCGUUUUUCAUUGUGCUGCUACAGUCAAAUUUAAUGAAGCUCUCCAGGUAGCAACAAAGAUAAACAUUCAAGGAACAGAAAAUACAUUAGCACUAGCAACGGACAUGAAUAAUCUUAAGGGUUUUGUGUAUGUAUCAACCGCUUAUUCACACUGCCCGAGAAAUGAAAUUAAAGAAGAAUUCUAUCCCGUUCCAAUAACGGUCAAAAAAUUAAAACAAUUAAUUAUACUAGAUGAAAAUAUUGACAACGUUUUGGAAGAUUGGCCUAAUACAUACACUUUUACUAAAGCACUCACCGAAAAUAUGAUAUUAACGAACGAAAACCAAUUACCGAUUUCAAUAUUUCGUCCAUCAAUCGUAGUUUGCACGCAAUCUGAACCAGAACCAGGUUGGUUUGAUAGUAUGCAAGGAAUAGCUGCUCUAAUUACUUCAGUCAUCGUUGGAUUUGUAAGAGCAUUACCAAUUUCAACGAAUAAAAAAGCAGAUUUUGUCCCAGUUGAUUACUCUGCCAAUGCACUAAUUAGUGUAAUGUGGGAUACGGUCAUAAGAUAUAAAAAUAGUGAUGAAAAAAACAAUGAACCAAAAAUCUAUAAUUACGUGUCUAGUUUUGACAGUCCCUUACUUCUGGGCACGUUCCUUAACUAUGUUUAUGAAACUUACUAUGAGGUGCCUCCGUUACAAUCAAUAUGGUAUAUAUGUUGUGUGUAUUCAGCAAAUCGUUGGAUCAUUAGUAUUAUGAGGUUUUUAUUACACCGAGUACCUUCUGCGCUUGUAGAUUUGUCAUUAUUUAUUUGUGGCAAAAAUCCAAACAUGUUGAAAAUGUAUGCGAAAACAGAAAAAUUAACGGAUACGCUUAGUGUGUUUACUACAAAUGAGUGGAAAUUUGAUAAUAGUAAUACCCGAAAAUUAUGGACGUUACUAAGUCAAGAGGAUCGCAAGAAGUUUCACUUCAAUUUCGAAGGAUUUGAUUGGAGGCUCUAUACACGAAAUAUAGUUUUUGGGGUUAGGAAACAUAUUCUACAUGAAGACUUAAAUAACAUAACAAAAGCAUUAUCAAAACAUCGAAAGUUAUUUUGGUUGCAUCAGUUGUGCAUUUGUUUUUUUAUUUACAUCGUAUUACAAGUAUGUUGGAUGUUUGUGGUACUACUACCAUUGUAGAUCCAAGAAUAAUGCGCUUAAAGAACUGCUCUCGUCAACUAUUGUUGUGAUCAUAUUUUUUUUUUAUUAUCAUUAUUAUUAUUAUCAUUAUUUUAUUAUAUCGUCAAUCAAAUAUUAAUAUUCUCAAAUCAUAUUUCAAUACCUAUUCAUGUACCUAUACACAACAACAACAUUAUCUAUACCUAUACAAUUUAUAAAUCAUCAUUUUUGUCUAUUUGUUACUAAACGUAUAUCUAACUUUUUAACUAAGUGUAAAUAGUUUUGAUGUAUAACAGGGGCAGCGCGUGAGCCGCAAGUGGCCACCCCUGAUAUAUAACUUAAAACGAGCAAUUUCCUAUUAGAUUUUAAUACAAAAUAUGCAUUUUUGUGAUGUUAUAAAAAAUAUAUUAUUUAAAAAAUUGGA